Trichomonas vaginalis G3 is the source of this 783-nucleotide messenger RNA. Its product is annotated as cytoplasmic tRNA 2-thiolation protein 2 family. Lineage: Eukaryota; Parabasalia; Trichomonadida; Trichomonadidae. Gene Ontology annotation, biological process: tRNA wobble position uridine thiolation. The record is from RefSeq and is a predicted model, not a curated record. Gene Ontology annotation, cellular component: cytosol. Gene Ontology annotation, molecular function: sulfurtransferase activity; tRNA binding. The transcript has a single exon. Bases 1 to 783 code for a protein of 260 amino acids.
AUGGAAGGAAAAUGCUGUGGCUGUAAAGAAACCAAAACUGUUUACACAUUGAGGAAGGGUGUAACUAAAUGCGCUGAAUGCCAAUGCAAUCAGGCAGGAAUUUCAUUUAUGAACCUCUUCAAAAAGGCGAUUGUUAAAAUUCCACCACCAGUCCAUGUAUUAGUUGCAGUUUCAGGUGGUCCAAGUUCAAUGUUUGCAUACAAUACGCUUACAACUCGUAUUGAUGUUACAAGAACAAGCAAAACUUCAUUUGUCAAGAAGAUCGAAGCCAUUUCAACAGAGGAUUUGCAAAUUCCAAAUCUUCACCACAUAGACAAGUUCACUGUAAAGAAUGUAGCUGAUUAUGCACGUGAACAUGAUUUUAAUUGCGUUGUUCUUGGCGAUAACACAGAUUUUAUUGCAUUAAAGUCAAUGGGAUGCUUAUCACAAGGCCGCCCAGACUUAUUUUACUGGAUUUCUACAGAUGAUUUUGAGAAUUAUCCUGGAAUUCCAAUUCUUCGUCCAGCUCGCCAAAUUUUAACCGCUGAAACAGAAUUUAUCUGCAAACACCGUGGUUUAGAAUACAAGAAAGACCUUUCCAAGCUACAAAAAGCCUUCAUUGUUGAGGAAAGAAUGAUCGAUACAAUUAUUGCAGAUGGAAAUGAGGCCACAACAUUUGCGGUUCAGAAAAUGGCCGAAAGACUCCCAGUUCCAACUCUUCCUUUCAAAUGUCCUCAAUGCGGCUUGCCUUUCGACAAAGAAGGCUGCCCAUGCGAAAUUUGCGCAGCUGAGAAUAGAGCAUAG